AUGAAGAAGCGGAAAUCUCCUUUCUGGAAGGACGAUCCCGGUGGCUCUUGCCCCGUCGAGACGCCAUCCUCCCACUGCCACCGCCAGAACCUGGCACAUCAUCCCUUGUCUCCCUCGUCGCCUCCUCUGUUGUCGCCCUGUCUUGCGUAUUCUCCUCCUCCAUCUCCUCAUUCCACGUCUUUGGCGAAUCAUAUUCAUAUUCACCGUCGACACGCUACAAUGCGGUACCGCCGAAAAUUCCAUUCGGGCAUUCUUGUCCCGCUGCUCCUGUGGCUCGUGUCGUCCGCUUCCUGCUCGCCCUCUGCCACAACAACAACAACAUUCAGUACCAGUGUACUCCAUACGGAAUCUCCCAGUCCCAAAGAAAUUUCCUCUCAUGGCAGACUGCGCCGAAGAACCUCCUCCGUCCUUCGGGGCUAUGACGACAAUAGCCACGUCUUUCAAAGUGGAAGCCACAUUGCCGACGAUCCAAGAAUUGUUCGACCAGGGAUUGCGGAAUCGGAUGGUGAAUCCAACAACGACAAUCAAACAUACAAUGCUGCUUUACAAGAUGACGGCUACAACAAUCAAACGACCACGGAUCCACAACAGGGGGACAGCAACAACAACAACAACCACACGACCACACAAUGGGGGACACGCGACGGGUACGACCAACCGGGAGGGACAGGGGCGAUUUGCUGGAAGACCGAUUCGUCGUUCAAUGGUGGUGACUCUACACCACAAGUGCUGCCCAGUUGUGGUCCCAACAAUCGACUGUGGAUGGAUCCUCCACUGCUGGAACAACAAAAGGGACAAGAACGAUUGUGGAUUGAUGAAACCUAUCGAUACAUUGUCCACUUGAACCUAAACCUGACCGAAAUGGUGGCAACUAGUGGCAACAAUGAGCUGAUAGUAGUGCAAUCCAUGGCUCUACAGAUCCUCUUUUGCCGUGUCGGGCAAGUCAGCUUUUGUUCUCCCUUUGUGCCCGAACAACUCGGGGCUCUUUCCGAUGAUGCACAACAACAACAACAUCAAAAACCCUACGAGGAGUCUCACUGGAUCCACAUUCCCGUGACGCCAAAUUCUACACAACAAGAACAUCUCCUCCAGGAAACCUUCUCCAUUCCAACAGUGGUCCAUCAGCCUGGAUCUUACUUUGUCCUUGCCAAACUGAGGAUUGCGACAACAAACAAUGACGGGAGCAGUAGUACAUCAUCUGCCAUUCAAUGGGACAUGGCCAAUGGACUGCCACCCAACAGCGACAUUGCCAAUGAUCCGUACUAUACACGUGGACGUGUCGUGCAGUACUGGCAUUUGCCCAAAAUUAUGGACGUGUCACGAGGUGUGCUCAUCUUGUCCUAUGUGGCCGUAUCCAUUGCUUCGGUCGUCCUGCUGUUUUUGAUUCUACAAACAGUGAAGCAUCGCAAAAAUCAAGUCCUCCAUCUGUCGCAAGCCGGAUUCAUCCACUUGUUCCUCGUAGCGGCAUUGUGGGCCACCAUUAGCACCAUCUUGCUCCAACCCAAGAAUGAUGUGUACUGUCAAAUGUCCAGCUCCAUGAUUCUCAUUCCCAUUCAACUCAUGUACUCCAUCACCAUUGGACGGCUCUGGAGAAUCAAUGCCGUCAUUAGUCCACUCCUGGUGGAACACUUUCGAAAGAAUUUGUCCUCGCAACAACGAUGGACGGGCAAACUCGUGAGUUGGGUUCAUCGACGAGGCACUGGAUCUUCCGGUCGAAAUGUGCAAUUGCGGCGCACCGUCACACCGCGCAAACUGGCAUGGGUCAUUUCCAUGUUUGCCGUGCCGCAAAUUGUCUUGCAGCUCUGUGCGGUACUGAUCCAACCACGAGAACGAAUGGUGCAAUUCACUCCAGAUGGCAUGACGGGUGUCGCCACGUGUGGGAAUUAUGGUUUGGAUCCCGCAGCGUCCAUUCUCAACUAUGCCUACGCGACGUUGGCAAUGCUGCUACUACUGUUGCUCGUCAUGGCGUAUAGUUGUCGGAAACUGCCGUCUCUGUUCAAUGAAACGCACGUCAUUUACAACAUUAUAUUUCGCACAUUUGUAUUUAUUCUGUUUGGGGUUGUGGUGGUGGUGGUCUUGCAGGCACAACAAAACUCGGUCGUCGCACCCGACGUGAUGUAUUUGCUAUGGGUGGCGGUGAUUCUCUACAUCACGCUGGCGUCCUCACUCGGGUUGGUCAUACCCAAGUUGAAAAUGAUUUGGAAUGGAGAGGUCGUUAUUGUUUCCAAGUUGGUCAGCGAUCAUCACAGGGCACGACGAGAAAAAAAGGCAGCUCGCGCCAGUGCCACGCACUCGAAUGGAAUGGGAAAUGUGACUGGCCUUGACUUGUCGAAUUCACACUCGAAUUCGAAUACGGACUCGUACUUGAACGGAAGUUUCAACACGGAGGCGUAUCUCAACGGCUCGAUCCCCAACUCGUUCGGGGGGUCCUUCACUGGCAGUAGUGGCGUUGCCAGCCCAGCAGAAUUAUUGAGCACUAGCAUUCACAGCGAAGACGGAACAAAGGAAAGACCCAAACUCUCCGAAAUCCGUGAGAACUCGGGUGUCGCAUCAUGCCCCAGAACAAUGUCAACCCACAGUGACUCCAGUCGUUGGUUGCCAAUGGCUUCGGAAGAUGCGGCAGACUAUGACGACGAAGAUGACGGCGACCUGGGUGAUCUGGAGGAUGGUUUCCCCGUCGAAGGAGAGGAGGACGCCCCUCCUAGACCACGCAUCUCACCGCCGCAAUUUGGUGAAUGGCGGAAUCGUAUGAAGAAUCUCCGGGACAAGUGGCACUCUAGGUCCAUGUCCUCCCUUGUUGCCUCCGGGGAGCUAAGACCAAACUCCCGGCCGUCCUCAGAAAUCCUCCCUGCAAUCUCUAGCGCAACGGACGAUCUGGAUGAGCCAGCUGAAGAUGUAGAAGAGGCAGAACUAGUGACACAAUCCGAGCAUGUCCUGAGCCAGGACACCACACGGCUUUCAACGUCGUCCCGAAGAAAGGAAUAUCGCAGAAAGAAACAAAAGUCGAGGCGGCGAAAAAGCAGCAUCAUGAUAGUCAGUCCCAACGAGACACCGCCUCGACGAUUGGUACUAAAAAUGAUGGAUCAACAUGACUGUUUGACGUCCGUCACUACAAAGAUCAUGUCUGGGUUGUCAGUCCGGCCGGAAGAGUGGGAUAAGCUUUUGCGUCUGCACACCAUCCUCGAGAAAUGCCUGCAGGAGGAAGUGAACUUUACAUGGCGCAAAGAGAUCCCCAUUCCUGAGGCCCAGCCGUCACCAACCUUUGAUCGAGGCGUUUCAAGUCGAUCGUUGAAGUUGAGUGAUUUGGAAGACAAGCUACCAGAAGAAACUGACGAUCCUAGUGAUGCCGGGAAUAGUCGCGACAACACGCUGCGACGGGGGAAUACGCACACAGGUCCAUUGAAAAAGCCGAAGAAUCUGUCUGACAUCGCUAGGGAAUUCAAACGCGUUGUCGACUGCCGCGAUCGGAAGUGGGGCUUGGGUACUGUUUAUAAGCAGUGCUUCAUUGCCUCAGAUGCUGUCGAUGCCUUGAUCUAUGCUGGAGUAGCGGAUUCAAGGGAAGAAGCGGUUGCCAUUGGGCAACGUCUUGCUGAAGAGAAGCAUCUUUUCAGACAUGUAACUGGCGAUCACUCCUUCAGCGAUCGGUACCUGUUCUUUGAAUACUUCUCAGACAAUGACAGUGUGUGCUCCAGUGAUGGGGAUGAUGACGAUGAAGGGAUGGAAACAAAUAUCAUGCAUCUGUCUGAUAUCAAUGAAACAACUGGACCCGCCGCUGAAGUCCGAGCUUUUCGGGAAGCCAUUUGCGUGCGUGAUAGGCGAUAUCACCUCAAACUGUACCCAAAAGUCUUUGUGGGUUGUGAGGCUGUGGACUCGCUCAUUUAUCAUGGGGUGGCCAAGUCACGUUGGGAGGCCGUUCAGUUGGGAAGGCGACUUGCCAGGGAGCACAAACUCUUCAAGCAUGUGUGUCAGGAUCAUGAAUUUCGUGAUGAGCAUCUCUUCUAUAGAUUUUCAGAACUCGACGAAAAUGGCGUGGAAAGCAGCCUUGGAAGUGCCAUGUCAGAUUCUGCACGUAUAUCCAGGCAACCGCGGAGCCAAAUUGCCGAGCUAGCAGACGCGUUUGAGAUGUAUGUCGAUAUUAGAGAUCGAUGGUAUCGGACAAAGAAGUACCGGAGUUGUUUCAUAGGGUCGGAGGCUGUGGAUGCCAUGAUGUAUGCGGGUUUGGCAGACUCUCGCGAAGCGGCUGUGGCACUGGGACGACGGCUCGAAAAGGAGCUUCGUUUGUUCCAGCACGUUUGCCAGGACCAUCACUUUAAGGACGCUUAUCUGUUCUACAGUUUGCGCCGUGGUGGCACCGCAGGAAGUCUAGGGACGAGCAGCGGCACGGGGGGCCGUAGCCGAAGCGCACAUUCAGAUAAUGAAAGCGCUGGCGGCUCUAGUGGUCAAGACAAGUUCCAGGCUAGCAUGAGUUCUAGCUCUCAGGGUGAGAAGCAAACAAAACUCAGUCACAUGCAGGAGAAGGCACAUGCCUUCCGGCAGUGCGCUGUAAUCACCACUGGUGCUUGGAGGUAUCGGCAGUAUCCGAAUGUAUUUAUAGGGUGCGACACCGUUGAUCGCAUGGUCUGGACUGGCCUUGCUAAAGACCGCGCGGAGGCGGUGCAGAUCGGAAGGGCUUUGGCACGAGAGUUGCGGUUGUUUCGUCACGUCGCUGAUGACCAUGCCUUUUGUGAUAGAUAUUUAUUCUACCGAUUCCGAACAGACGAUGACUCGAGCAGUGCAGCCAGCCUCAGCACGUUCUCUAGGAACUCGAAUGUUCCCAGAAGUAUUCAAGGUGGAGGGGAGACCUUAAACUCCCAAAGCAAUAACAACAGUCUUGGAACCCUUCAAAGCGGUCGCAGUGGGCUAGCAGACAAGGCAGAAGUCUUCAGGAGCUUGGCCGACGUCGCUGAUCGGAAGUAUCGACUGAGAAAUUACGCCGCAUGCUUUGUGGGUGGCCAAGUGGUCGAUGCACUGCUUCAGAGGGGCGUUGUGACAACAAGGGAAGAAGCUGUGGAGUACGGCCGAAGCUUAGAGAAGGAGCUUCGCUUGUUUCAGCAUGUUUGCGGGGCGCAUCCUUUUUCGGACGAUUACUUGUUUUAUCGCUUCCGUGACAUGGGAUUCCAGGAUGGUGUAGACGUUUUGGGUACCAGCCUCCACUCAGCAAACGAGUUGAGCGUCAGCAGCACGGUUGGAUUUGAUACGAGCAGAGCUGAACUGGAGGCCGAUGCUAUGGAGUUCAUGGGGGGUCCCGCUGGUCGUGGGUAUGGACUGGCAGUAUUGGACGAGAAUACCGAGCUUGAUGCCGAGACAGGCCACACCCGCGCUUACUCCAGUGCGGCGGAAAGCAACGAUGACGAUGAGCUUCCAGAGUUGGUCCACUAUCGUGACGUUGACAAUUCACACCUCGAGCAAACGGACUCACAGGUGACGAGAAGUUCGGAAGAGACACCCACGCACGCGCAUCAACCAGUUGAGUAUCUUCCUCCUACCGACUGCCCUCUGACAAUGGUUGGCUCGGAGAGAAACGGUGUGGAAACGAGAUCUGGAGAUACCGCGCAACCCGACCCAACCAGUGACUUGGUGGUUUAG
Messenger RNA from Seminavis robusta, 5625 nucleotides. NCBI's taxonomy places the organism in Eukaryota, Bacillariophyta, Bacillariophyceae, Naviculales, Naviculaceae. The record is from the annotation of a GenBank genome assembly.